AUGCGAACCCAAGUAACCCUCAUUGAGGGGAUCUACGGCAGUGCCUCACGCGUGUUCGCCUCGCUGGUGCCUCCGCCCGAACAUCGCGAACCGUUCUCUACGAGAUCUUUUCCUAUUGCCAUCAUCAGCCCGUCGGUACCAUUCCUCCUUCUUGCAUACCUCUCCAGAAGAGCCGACACGCACCUCACUCGCUUGCUGCUGUUGCCAGUCGCCGUGACGAGUGCGCUGUACUUCACCCUUCAUUACAAGAUCGAGGAUGCCCGGUACGGGAUCUUCGAGUUCAUUCGCUUCUUGGUUGGCUAUUACAUCUUAGGAAAGUCUCUCAACUUCGCAUUCGUACGAGAGGGCAGGUUCAAGACGGGAGAGAGGAGGCUGCAACGCGUCAACGAGGUGUCCGCUUCUUCUGGGAUCCUUCCUCCAAGUUUGAACGACGCCCUGGAACUCGCCUUCGCAGUGCGAGGCAUAGGCUGGGACUUCGGCCGUGACGUCUACGUACCACCGCGAACGAAGUCCACGCAGCGUGGACGUUUUCUCAGAGACGCAACCGUCGCCUGUAUCAAGAACUUCCUCAUCGUUGACCUGUGCGAUUCGCUCAUCAAACUCGCUCCAGGGGUGGACUCCCUAGAAGACGGCUCGAUGUUCCUACAAGAUUUACCUCUACACUGGCGUUACUCCCUCUCGACGGCCGUCUAUGUCCUCGGCGGAAUGCUGAUCAUCUUCGGACUCGAGGCCGGGAGUGACUUUGUCUCGCUGCUAGCUGUUGGCCUCCUCCGCAGCUCUCCCGAUGCAUGGUUCCCACUCUACGACAGUCCUUGGAGGUCUACAUCACUACACCACUUCUGGGGCAAAGGCUGGCACCAGCUUCUUCGACACGUGUUCCUCUCCUGUGGUGGCUACGCCGGUGGUUGGCUCGCUGGCCAAGCGGGACUGGUUCUCGGAACAUUCCUCGCAUCCGGACUGUACCAUGAACUCGGGAUGCAGUUGUUGGAUCAUCGCAUCAUGCUCUUUUUCGUGCUACAAGGCAUCGGCAUUUUGCUGGAGAACGUGUACAAGCGGUAUACUGGGAAGAGGGUCGGGGGUGUCAUGGGCUGGUGCUGGACGGCAUUCUGGGUGAUUAUACUGGGGCAAAUGUGCACUGCGCGGGCUAUAGGUCGUUUACCUGGUGCAAUCCUGAUCCCAAGAAAGCUCAGCAUUGUCAGGGGCCUUGUCUUUCCUGGAAUACGCUAUCUCAUAGAAUCCAUCGUUUCCCGCUGA
Rhodofomes roseus is the source of this 1254-nucleotide messenger RNA. RefSeq lists its product as uncharacterized. The coding region runs from base 1 to 1254 and encodes 417 amino acids. The record is from RefSeq and is a predicted model, not a curated record. The transcript is spliced from 4 exons. Lineage: Eukaryota; Fungi; Basidiomycota; Agaricomycetes; Polyporales; Fomitopsidaceae. Gene Ontology annotation, biological process: lipid metabolic process.